AUGUGUGGAGGAGCAAUAAUCUCCGAUUUCAUCCCUCCGCCGAGUUCCCGCCGCGUCACGAGCGAGUUCCUCUGGCCGGAUCUGAAGAAGAAGAACAAAGGGAAAGCUUCGAUUAAGAGAUCGAAAUCGAGUUUCUUCGAUCUGGACGAUGAAUUCGAGGCUGAUUUUCUAGGGUUUGAUGAUGAUGACGCGUCUUUUGACUGCGAAGACGAUUUCGAUGUCGAUGAUGAUGACGAUGAUGUCUUCGUUAAAGUUAAGCCCUUUGUCUUCACCGCGACCACCAAGCCCGUAGCUUUCGCCUCCACUGGUUCAGUUUCUAGCAAGAAGACCAUAGAGUCCGGUGGGCAAGCUGAGAAAUCUGCUAAGAGAAAGAGAAAGAAUCAGUACAGGGGGAUUAGGCAGCGUCCUUGGGGGAAAUGGGCUGCUGAGAUUCGUGAUCCAAGAAAAGGCUCCAGGGAAUGGCUUGGAACGUUCGACACUGCUGAGGAGGCAGCAAGAGCUUAUGAUGCAGCUGCACGUAGAAUCCGUGGUAGUAAAGCUAAGGUGAAUUUCCCAGAGGAGAACAACAACAACGUCUCCCAGAAACGCACUUCUGCUAAGAAGCCAGUGGCUAAACCAAACCAGAUUCCGACUAUGGUUCAGCAGCCAACGAAUAAUCUGAGUCAGUACUGUAACAACUCUUUUAAUGAUGUGAGUUUCAUGGAAGAGAAGCCUCAGAUGUAUAACAAUCAGUUUGGUAACAAUGGAUACCAGUAUUUCAGUUCUGAUCAGGGUAGUAACUCAUUAGACUGCUCUGAGUUUGGGUGGAGUGAUCACGGUCCUAAGACGCCUGAGAUCUCUUCAAUGGUAGUCAGUAAUAACCAAGCUCUGUUCACUGAAGAAACCAAUGCGGCCAAGAAGCUCAAACUCAGCUCUGAUGAUCAGUCUGAUGAUCUGAUGGCAUACCUUGACAAUGCCUUGUGGGAAUCUCCAUCUCCAUUAGAAGUGGAAGCCAUGCUGGGUGUAGAUGCUGCCGCUGUGACUCAGGGAGAGGAGAACCAGAUGGACCUGUGGAGCUUAGAUGAUAUCAAUUACAUGCUGGAAGGAGUCUUCUGA
Messenger RNA from Eruca vesicaria subsp. sativa (arugula), 1095 nucleotides. The record is from the annotation of a GenBank genome assembly. NCBI's taxonomy places the organism in Eukaryota, Viridiplantae, Streptophyta, Magnoliopsida, Brassicales, Brassicaceae.